Messenger RNA from Melanaphis sacchari, 1470 nucleotides. RefSeq lists its product as uncharacterized. The transcript is spliced from 4 exons. NCBI's taxonomy places the organism in Eukaryota, Metazoa, Arthropoda, Insecta, Hemiptera, Aphididae. The record is from RefSeq and is a predicted model, not a curated record. The coding region runs from base 13 to 1224 and encodes 403 amino acids.
AAAAAUUAAUUAAUGAUGAAACAAUUUAUUUUCAUUUUUUGGAUAUUUUUUAGUUUCUCUAUAUUUCAAAAUGGAUAUGUAUCUGCAUGUGUCUUGUGCAAAUUUGGAUCGAUAGUUACAACUCGAAAUACCUCCAUUAUAAAAUCAAAUACUGAUAGACCUAAGCCACCGGCCACAAUACCAAAUUCAAUUUAUGUACAAACUAGGAAGCACCAUCAUAUAGAAAACGAUUUGCUAAUUUCUAUAAAGACUGUAGAAGAUCUCAUACAAUUUAAUUCUCAAAUUUCAUUGGCAAACUUAUCAAUGAAUGAAAAAAGGUCGUUCAUUAUAACCUUAACGUCAUUCUACGGUCAUAUGACAGCUCCAAUGCCACAUGCAAUAUCUAUAAACUUGAUGAAAAUGUUAGCAUGUUCACCUAAAUUAUUUUUUACAAUUUCACAAGAAUGCCUUAACUCUAUAUUGUCAGAAUUAGCAUUUAAUCAAUGCACAUUGUACGAAAUACCUACUGAGGAUAUUGUACCGUUUUUAAAUGGAUUGCUUUCAUUAUCCCCAGGUGUUUUAAACAAAAUUCCUAGGGCUAGUUUCAUUUCAACAUUAGGAUUGGUGUCAUCUCCCGAAAUUUUAAGUAAUUUAACACAUUCUUCAGUUAUUAAUUUGAUUACAGUACUUUCAAUGUCAAAAUCGACAGUGAAUUGUCUACAAUUGCCAACUUUAUUUUCAUUACUGACAUUUAUAGCAUCGAAAUCUCUUAUGGAAACAACUAUUAAAUUACCACCAUCUACUGUUUUUGGUUUUCUGGAAGGGUUGUUAGUUACCCUUGACGAGUCGUCUCCUUUUUUGGUAAAUGUAAUACCGACUUCAGUACUCGUUGCGAUAUUCAAGCCCAUAAUGACCUCACGCAUGUUAAGCACAAUACCUAUAAUAAAUUUUGACUUACUGUUGUCUGUUCUUGGUUCAUCGCAACUAUUAAUAAGAGAUUUACCAAUUUCAAAUUUUAUUUCAACUUUUAAUAUUUUAAUUACUUCACCAAAAAUAUUAAGUUCCUUGAAUCCGAACAAUGUGGCAAAAUUACUAUCCACAGUAGCCACAUGUCCAACAUUGUUAGACUUUUUACCUUCACCUUUGAAACGUCAACUUUUAGAUUCAAUAACUGUUUAUUUACCGUCUUCUUUAGCUUGUAUUUCUUCAGAUGAAUUUUUGUUGUUGUUUGGGGAAAGCAAUUAGAAAAUAUCCAUGUAUUUUUUUUAAUGCUGAUUAUAAAUUUUAUUUUUAAUUAGUUCAAAUAUCUGUAUUAUAUUUUAUUUUUUAUUUCUUAUUUUUUUAAAUGUAUAUUAUAUUUUCUAUGUUAUUGAUUACAUUGUCAUUGUGUGGCUUCUCUUAAAAAUUAUAUUACUGCAAGUUAUUAAGGUACCUAUAUGCAACUUUAUUAUGGUUAUUUCAUUUGGAUUUACAUUACAUUUUUUUUUUAUU